AUGGAGCCUUCGAUCAUCGUGGAUUUUACCUUCAAGAUUGUGGAUCGUCAUCAUCUGGAUCUCCGCCUAAAACCAAGAAGGAUUACUUUAGAAAAAGGAUAAAAUUUUUGUGGGGAACAUUAAGAUAAUAUUAGAAAAUAGGGACCUUAGGAAUAGUUUUUUUUUUUAAAUUUUGGGCCAUACUUUUUCAAUUUUUCGACUAAUUUUGGUGAUUUCAGUGCCUCCCAGCGCCGCCGGCCAGGCCUCUGGCCAAAACGUGGCCCGCACCGUUCAGGCCGAGCAUCCGCCGGCGGUUGCGGGCUCCCCUCUGGGUGCCCAUCACUUCGGCGUCCCAGAGGGAGAGGUCGGACUUAGCAUUGCUAGUCCGACCUCGUUCAGCCCGGCGUAUUCGAGGUCGCCCGAAUACAGCACGGGCAACUCGACCCUCCACGGCGUCCCGUCGAUUCCGUCCUACGAGGAAUAUGACGCCUAUCGGGCGAUGAUGGCGGAGAAGACGCCGGAGCCCGUGGAUGAAGAGAAGGCCAAGCUUCGGGCGAAGAUGGAAGAACUCAUAGAAGAAAACCGGCAACUCCUCAGACAAGCCGAUGACAUGAGAAAAAAAAAGGAGAUGACAGAACUCCUUUGGACGUCAGAAAUGGAAAGGGCCAACAAGGCCGAAGCCGACCUGGAGGCCGCUCAGAAGGCCAUUUUCGAAAUGAAAACGAAAGAAUACCGAGCUGGAAGAAAGCUCGAAGAGGCCAUAAGAGCCAAAGAUGAGGCUCUAAUCGAAUUGGAGAGGGAAAAGGAAGAAACAUCCCGUCUCAAGCAGCGACUCACCGACCACUUGAAGAAAGCCGAAGCCGAUGCCAGACCUCCACGAACUCACCGUUCAAGAAGUCCGUUGACACGAACGGCGCCUUCGUCUUCGCCGACGCCUGACGUCGAGCCUCCCGCAGAAGUCGUCUCGCCCCCAGUCGAGGAUCAGGUCUCGGAAGGCCAUGAAGAACCAGGACCACAACAUGAGGCCCCGGGACCCCUGCGAAGGAUGCCCAAAUGCAGGAGGCGGUGCUGUUACCAGCCGCCGCCUCCUGCACCUCAAGCUGUUCCUCGGCCUCCCCGAAGAUCCAGGGAGGUCGAACAACUCGGCCCGAUCAUCGAGGAAGUCGUUGAAGAACGUCCGAGGAGGAGAAGCCGUCAGCCUCCAGCCCGGCUCGUCGUCGACAUGGCACGCCGAAGCUAUGCGGCGAUAAGGAGCUCAAUAAUGCCUCGUAAGUUUAUUGGCUCUUGUUUUUUUCUUUUUAGGCCAAAACCCUAGAAAUAAACAUGAGGUGUUUUUUGAAGAAAAAAGAUCCAUAUAUAAUUCUCAAUAAUAUCUGUUUUUUUCAGGCAGAAGAGCUCAAGUCCGGACGGAUGAUGCUCCGUGGUUCCUUGGAUAAGGUGGAACCGAAUAAGGUAAGUUGUUUUGGGAACUGUUUGGCCUUGAUUUAGGCUAAAGUAAUAUACUUUACUAUCUUCAGACGAAGGCCGGUCUGGACCAGCGUGGAGAAGUGGAUCCGGCACCCGUGCCCCCUGAAUCAGUCCGGGGGGCCUCUGGAAUAAGAAAAAAGGGUGCCCAUCCACUUGUUAUGGUCAAGAUUGGGGAUUUUGGACUAUAAUAAGGUAAGUUAUCAUGCUGAAUUUAUAUUUAUUCCUUAUCUUUUUCAGAAAUCCCUGAAAAAGACGAACUGAUGGAAAGGUGGAGCACUCUGGCCUCCCGAAUGAGCCCGGGGGGCCAUUGGACUGUGAAAAAGGGUGCCCACCUUUCUUUACGAUCCCUCGUGUGGACGUUUUGGUCGACCGGAACGCCCCGGCCCCUCACUUCAUCCGGGGGGCCUCUGGAAACCUUACGGGUGCUCGGUUAGACCAAACAGGGUAAGAUUUUAUUGUUUUGGGAGCUUUCUGACUUUUAUUUGGGCUAGAGCAAUAUAAUCUUCCUAUUUUCAGAUGA
This is a messenger RNA of Bursaphelenchus xylophilus (pine wood nematode), 1966 nucleotides long. Lineage: Eukaryota; Metazoa; Nematoda; Chromadorea; Rhabditida; Aphelenchoididae. The record is from the annotation of a GenBank genome assembly.